AUGGAUCACCCGUAUCUCCAGGACGAAGUUCUUCGUCAGAGUCUGCAAAACCCAGACGAAUUCUGGUCACGCCAGGCCGAGCGCCUUCACUGGCAUAGAAAACCUGACACGGCACUCCGGACAACCCAGAAGAGUCUGCCAGAUGGCACCGCGCACCCGAUGUGGGAAUGGUUCCCCGGCGGAGAAAUCUCGACGUGCUACAAUUGCGUAGACAGGCACGUCGCGGCAGGAAACGGACAUGAAUCGGCCAUCUACUACAACAGCCCGGUCACGAAUACAAAGGAGACCAUCACGUAUCACACCCUCCUCAGGGAGGUCGAGACGCUGGCCGGGGUCCUGAGAGAGACAGGGGUCAAGAAGGGUGAUGUGGUCAUGUUGUACAUGCCCAUGAUCCCGGCUGCGCUGAUUGGCAUGCUUGCCGUCAAUCGUCUGGGAGCUGUUCACUCGGUCGUGUUCGGCGGCUUUGCGCCCAACGCUCUCGCCCAGCGAGUCGAGGCGUGCAAACCGGAUGUGCUGCUCACUGCAUCGUGCGGGAUCGUGGGGAAUAGGCCCCCGAUUGCGUACCAAGCACUUGUCGAAGAAGCAAUCAAGCUUUCCUAUCACAAGCCUGCACACACAAUAGUCUGGCAGCGCGACCAAUUACAGUGGGACUUCCAGGAGUCUGCACCGACGUGGUGGAGGACCGUAUGGCAGUGGAUACAACGCGUCCUCUUCCGUCGCAGGAUAAGAACUGCCAAACAAUCAUCGUGGCAGCAACUCGUGGCCAGCGCCAGGGCACGGGGACUCAAAGCCGACUGCGUGCCCGUGCCGAGCGAUCAACCGAUCUAUAUCAUGCAUACCUCGGGCACGACGGGAGCGCCCAAGGGAGUCCUGCGCAGUUCAGGUGGUCACGCGGUUGGCCUACAAUUCACCAUCCAGUACAUCUUCAACAUCCACGGCCCGAGAGACGUCAUGUUCGCGGCGUCGGAUAUCGGGUGGGUUGUCGGUCACUCUUAUAUCCUCUAUGCGCCGUUGCUGGCGGGGGCGGCCACCGUUUUGUACGAAGGCAAGCCGGUAGGAACGCCGGAUGCGUCUGCGUUUUGGAAAGUGGUGGAGGAAUACCAGGUGAACACCAUGUUCGCGACGCCAACAGCGCUGAGGGCGAUCAAGCAAGAGGACCCGAGUAAUACCAAGCUGGCCGAGAUUGGAGCGCGGGGGGGCUUGCGAUCCCUGCAAGCACUGUUCCUCGCUGGCGAACGGUCAGAGCCAACCUUGGUCUCCAUGUACCAGGAGCUACUGGAUCAGCACGGCGGAAGGAAUGCUCAGGUCAUCGAUAACUGGUGGUCAACCGAGGCCGGGUCCCCCAUCACCGGCCGCGCGAUGGCGCCUCAUUUCGGGUUAACAACCGAGCUGUCACGGAGCUUCGACAUUCCCAUUCCUCCAAUCAAGCCAGGAAGUGCGGGAAAGCCCAUGCCAGGAUUCGAUGUUCGGGUCGUGGACGAGCACGGCGAAGAGGUACCCAAAGGGUCGAUGGGUAAUAUUGUGCUUGCCCUGCCUCUUGGGCCGACAGCUUUCAACACGCUAUGGUUAGAGGAGGAGAGAUUCUACAAAAGCUACUUGCAGAGGUUUGACUCCAGGUUCCUUGAUACUGGAGACGCGGGAUGGGUUGAUCCCGAUGGCUACGUGCAUGUCAUGAGCCGGAACGACGAUGUCCUGAAUGUCAGCGCGUAUCGGCUGUCCAGUGGCGCAAUUGAAGAAGCCAUCUCGUCACAUCCCCAGGUUGCAGAAGCUUGUGUAGUCGCUAUCCCAGACCAGCUGAAGGGUCAACUGCCCUUCGCGUUCAUCUCCCUGUCCGUGGCAGAUCACCCGGACUCCGCCAUACCAGCCCCGACUAUCGCGGCAGAGGUUCAGUCACUGGUACGGAGUCGUGUUGGAGCAUUCGCUUCUCUGGGAGGUAUAGUACAGGGCAAAGGCAUGAUCCCGAAGACGAGAUCUGGCAAGACAUUACGGCGUGUGCUUCGAGAGCUGCUGGAGAAUGGGGUUUACGGGGAUUUGGAUCGGAGUGUUGAGGUCCCCAGUACGAUCGAGGAUGCGACGGCUGUGCAAGUCGCGAGAGCCCAGGUUCGGGAGUACUUUAACAGGAACAAGGGUAAGCACAAGGCGAUUGAAGCAAGGGAGACGGCAUGA
Messenger RNA from Aspergillus fumigatus Af293, 2166 nucleotides. Its product is annotated as putative acetate-CoA ligase. The record is from RefSeq and is a predicted model, not a curated record. NCBI's taxonomy places the organism in Eukaryota, Fungi, Ascomycota, Eurotiomycetes, Eurotiales, Aspergillaceae.